This is a messenger RNA of Cyclopterus lumpus (lumpfish), 3214 nucleotides long. RefSeq names its product occludin b (gene oclnb). The transcript has 9 exons. NCBI's taxonomy places the organism in Eukaryota, Metazoa, Chordata, Actinopteri, Perciformes, Cyclopteridae. Gene Ontology annotation, cellular component: cytoplasmic vesicle; bicellular tight junction; apical plasma membrane. Bases 957 to 2393 code for a protein of 478 amino acids. The record is from RefSeq and is a predicted model, not a curated record. Gene Ontology annotation, biological process: bicellular tight junction assembly.
AUAUAGGCAAAAUAUUGUAAAAACGAAACACAAUAAUGACAACCAACGAUUCAGAAUAGUGGUAGUGCAGUAGCACCCAGGAGGCUGUCUGACUACCGAAGAGGUGUGGACCCUCUCUCUAAGGAGAUUGUAAUAAAACAAAAACAGGAAUACAUCCUUUCAACCUAGAAUGCCCUGUAUGAACUGGACUGCAUGCAUAACUCCAUUUCUGGCUCCAUGUCAACGAGCAGCUCUGUCACCCUUCUAAAAUGGCUGCUGUCGUGGCUCUUCAGCUUGGAGGACUGGUUUGGUUGUUGUGCUUCUCCCAGUAUCGGGUUCAGCAACAUGUCCUGCAGAUUGUGUUUGGCCGCACGCCGGAGUAGCAUGGCAGCCUUUAGUGUCUCAAGUUCAUAUUUAGCCUAUGUUUUAAAUUUGAACGAGCAAGUAAGACAUCCUUAUUUGUCACUCAAAAUAAGUAUUGACACAUCUUUAUUAUUAUUAUAAACUAAAGUAUACAUUUGUUUUCUUUAAUGUCUAAUAGGAUAUCUAACAGUUGAACACCAAUAAUUGACUGUAAAAUGUAUGGAAUCCAUAGGCUAUUUAGACAAUGAAACUAACAUAUUGUCGGACAAGCUCUGUUUGAUUAAUUUUGAUGAGUGUCAAAGCUGAAGACUAAAUAAACAAUUCAACUCCAAUGUGACGGCGCUUCUUUCUGCCUCUUCCUCGUCGCCGAGUCGUUCUGCAAGCUGAGAGGAGAGAGGACAGGUUCGUCCUGUUCGGGAGGAGCCCACGUGAUGAACACCUGUAGGCGUGUCGCAUUGUCCUCUGAGCGCGAGGUGGGGCGCGCGCUGGAGCCACGCAGGAUGCAUCCGCGCGCCUAGUGACUUGUUUACGUUCACCACGUCAGUGACUUACCGUCUUCAUCAGGAUCACACGGCGCGACACAGCAGCAGGGUCAGCUUCAGUUGGAUUUCAGUAUGCCGAACAAGAAACACAAAUCCCCACUGCACAAGCCAAGUGCUGGCAAACACCAUAGCAGCAGACACAAACACAGCGAGUCCAACCCAGUCUUUUCCUACUACCAAGGAGUGAAUAUGCUUCACUUCUACCGCUGGACUUCACCACCUGGAGUGAUGAAGAUAAUGUGUAUCAUCAUCAUCAUCAUGUGUGUGGCUAUGUUUGCCUGCGUGGCCUCCACACUGGCCUGGGACUACGACAUGGGCCUCAUGGGUAUGGGAGGCGGUGCUGGCUUGAUGCCAGGUUAUGGCAGCUCAUACGGUGGCUCAUACAGUAGCUCAUACGGUAGCUCAUACGGGGGCAACACAUAUGGAGGUGGCGCUGGUGGCUCUGGUGGCUCCUAUGGCGGAGGAUCAGAAAUGAGUCCUGCAGCUGGAAAAGGCUUCCUCAUCGCCAUCGCCGCCAUAACCUUUAUAGCUGUGCUCAUCAUAUUUGUGUUGGUUGUUUCGAGGCAAAAUGCUGCCCGCUCGCCAAAGUUCUACCUGGCAACCAUCAUCAUCUGUGCCAUCUUGGCAUUUCUAAUGGUCAUCGCCACUAUUGUGUACCUGGUGGCGGUGAACCCAACAGCCCAGGCGACAGGGUCUGUCUACUACAGCCAGAUCCAGCAACUGUGUUCCCAGUAUCAGACCCAGACCCAGGCCCAGGGCAUCUUCCUCAACCAGUACCUCUAUCAUUACUGUGUGGUGGAGCCCCAAGAGGCCAUAGCUAUCGUUCUGGGCUUCCUGGUGUUUGUUGCCCUCAUCAUCCUGCUGGUGUUUGCAGUCAAGACUCGCACCAACAUCAGGCGCUGGGGCCGGGAUCGCAUACUCUGGGAGGAAGUGAAGGUUGUCAAUAAUGGUUUCAACAACAGCGUCGGGGAGUGGGUGAACAAUGUGUCUGGUGACCCAGAGGUGCAGGUACAUGACCAUAAUCCCAUAAUGAGAGGGUCCAGAGAAUAUGUGGACCAGCUGGACCACAACAAGCCUCUUUACCUUCCAGGAGACUCAGACAUCAGCAGUUCUGUGGGAGGCCUGCAGCCCAGGCUGAAGGACUAUGACGCGGGUGUGGAGUCUGGAGAUGACCUGGAGGAGGAGGACUUUCAUGUUUUGUUUCCUUCCAUUGCGGAUGAGCAAGAGCGUCUGAACUACAAACGUGAAUUUGACCAGGAACACCAGGAGUACAAGAGCCUGCAGGCUGAGCUGGACAGCAUAAACCAGGACCUGGCUGAUCUGGGCAGAGAGCUGGACCAGUACCCGGAGGGCAGUCCACAGUUCCUGGAUGCCAUGGACGAAUACACCAGACUGAAGAACCUCAAGAAGUCCCCAGACUACCAGGUUAAGAAGAAGAAGUGCAAAUAUCUCAGGUCCAAACUGUCCCACAUCAAAAGAAAGAUCAGCGAAUACGACCGCCGGCCUUGAACCCCCCCCAGUUCAUCACAAACUUCUAUGGGAUUACUAUAUUGAACACCUGUUGCCUCUAUGUUACAUCUCUAUAAAGCUAAUCAACUGAAAUAUUUUUUCCCCAGAGCAUAAGGGGUGAAUAAAUAUGGAAUGGACGUUGUCUUUGAUUAAUAAUUUUACCUCUGUGAGUUUCAUGACCAACUAUUUCAGCAUAUUAAACCUUUUACUUUUUUUUGUUAGAAAGUCAGAGAUGGGAAUUUAGAUGGUUUUGUUUCAGUACUUGUGGCUUUUAUGUAGCAGUUAUUGUGCUUCUUUGAUAGUCUUUUUAAAAACAUGUCUGACCGUUUUAUGAACAAUGAAGAAACAGCUACGAGAAUAUGAAGGAACAGCUAAGAUGAGACAUGAACAUCAUUGAGUCACUGACCAUCUCUUGUAAAUAAUUGUUUUUUUCUAGUUCUUAGAAACAAUGUCAUUGUUUUAUUAAUACGUUUUUCUGUUCUUUUUGUAUAGACUUUUGUCAUUAUGUGUAUUAAAAGGAAAAGCCCAGGUGUAAAUACAUGAUGUCUUGGUACCCUUAAGGUGGGCCGUAAACAAUUGUCUUUAAUGUUCUGAUUGUUAUUCAAAAGCAAAUGAACAAAUCCUCCCACCCAGUCAAUAUAUUUUUAUUACGCACAUUUUAAAUUAAUGUAAUUCAUGCUUGUUGAACUGUUUUAACUUAUGUAUGCAUUAUGUGGUUUGGUGUGCAAUUACAAAGUUAUAUCUGUUCUGACUUUUGGAGAAAGCAGGAAUGCAAGAUUUCAAUAAAGAAAAGUAAUUAUUAAUAAACUCAUUGUAUUACU